AUGGUAACCAAAGAAGAAGAGGGUAAGCUUAACGUCUACAAGGGAGACACAGACGAACUGGGUUCGGCAGAAAAGUUCAUCAAGUCAUUGCUUAGCAUUCCAUUUGCAUUCCAACGUGUGGAAGCCAUGCUCUAUAAAGAGACUUUUGAUGAUGAAACUGCCCAUCUUAAAAAUUCCUUCUUAAUGCUAGAUGAGGCCUGCAAGGAGCUCAGAUCAAGUAGGCUUUUCUUGAAACUGCUUGAGGCAGUGCUCAAGACAGGAAACAGGAUGAAUGUCGGAACAAUCCGAGGAGGUGCCGAGGCAUUCAAGCUCGACGCUCUGCUCAAACUUGCUGACGUCAAAGGAACAGAUGGCAAGACUACCUUACUCCACUUUGUUGUCCAAGAAAUGGUUCGUUCAGAAGGAAUUCGAGUCUCGGAUAGCAUCACGGGAAAGAUUGAUCAGAAGAGCAAGAACCGAACUGCCAAAGAGAAGGAAGAGGACUAUCGAAGAAUGGGGCUCGAUCUCGUGGCUGGGUUAAGCACCGAGCUAUACAAUGCAAAGAGGACGGUCACAAUCGAUCUGGAUGUGCUCGUGACCUCGCUCUCGAACUUAUCAGAUGGGUUGGCUAAGCUGAAAAGGCUAGUGAAUAACGACUUGGGCACGGACGAAAAGGGUGAGAAAUUCAUCCACUCGAUGAGAUCGUUCAUAAGCUAUUCGGAGGAGAGCAUGAAGGAGCUGAAGGAAGAUGAUGACAGAGUGCUUUUGCAUGUCAGGGAGAUCACAGAGUACUUCCAUGGAAAUGUGAGCAAAGAAGAGGCCAACCCACUUCGCAUAUUUGUGAUCGUAAGGGACUUCUUGGGGAUGUUGGAUCAUGUGUGCAAAGAGCUGAGAUGUCUCAAAGUCCCUAACAGUUCCAACCCUCUCUCUCCUUUCAGAUAGAUCAAAUUGAGAUUUCAUGCUCUUUGCCUGUGUUCCUUGUGUGUGAUCUGUAAGUGCAUUCACUAGGAAUUAGGAUUGUAACACAAAUUUUCUCAGUGUGUGUAGAGUUUUGUACCGUUUAGAUUGACAUUUAUUAACUUCAAACCUUUUAUA
Molecule: messenger RNA, 1074 nt
Organism: Eucalyptus grandis
Lineage: Eukaryota; Viridiplantae; Streptophyta; Magnoliopsida; Myrtales; Myrtaceae
Product: formin-like protein 11
Exons: 2
Coding region: 1-921 (306 amino acids)
Biological process (GO): actin cytoskeleton organization; actin nucleation
Molecular function (GO): actin filament binding
Source: RefSeq, a predicted model, not a curated record